This is a messenger RNA of Penicillium waksmanii, 831 nucleotides long. RefSeq names its product lipoyl(octanoyl) transferase LIP2. The transcript is spliced from 2 exons. The coding region runs from base 1 to 831 and encodes 276 amino acids. Lineage: Eukaryota; Fungi; Ascomycota; Eurotiomycetes; Eurotiales; Aspergillaceae. The record is from RefSeq and is a predicted model, not a curated record. Gene Ontology annotation, cellular component: mitochondrion. Gene Ontology annotation, molecular function: lipoyl(octanoyl) transferase activity. Gene Ontology annotation, biological process: protein lipoylation.
AUGAGACUCGCCCACCUCCACCUCCCAAGCACAACGCCCUUCGCACGGAAACGCUCCAAGCAUGCGCAAACGAUCUCGCCAAAAAGGCAACCCCUCCCCCACCUGAUCCAACAAUCAUCACCUUCUCCCCAAAUUCAGUUUACACAACCGGCCGCCGCGACCUCCCACCCUCAAAUACGACAUGCAGCCAACCCCCCCGAUCUCAAGAAUCUCUCCUUACCCAGCGCUCUUGAACCAAUUCGUUCGAUCCUCUCACUGGGUCCGGAUGGUCAGCCUCCAAGGGCCGAGUAUCACCCCACCCUCCGCGGUGGUCAGACUACAUACCAUGGACCGGGCCAAAUGGUCGCAUACACGAUUCUGGAUCUGAAACGACUCGGUCUAACGCCGAGGUGUCAUAUCCGUGUGUUAGAGAAUAGUGUGAUUGAUCUGUUAAAGCGGUACGGCGUGAAUGGGUUCGUGACAGAGGACCCGGGCGUGUGGGUAAAGAAGAACAGCGGCAACACUGAUUCCGCGGCGAGAAAAAUCACAGCCGUGGGCGUCCACUUACGGCGGAACAUCAGCAGUUUUGGCGUCGGGUUGAAUGUCACGCAGGAGCCUAUGUGGUUUUUCAAGCAGAUUGUUGCGUGUGGGCUGGAAGGGAAAGAAGCCACUAGUCUCGAGGGUGUUGGUGUUACUGGUGUGAGUGUUGAUGAGGUUGCGCAGGGAUUCGUGGAGGGCUUUGUUAGUAGGGUUAAUCGGGAUUUUGCUUGUGGGGAGGGUGCGUCGGGUGAGAAGAUUGAGGAGGUUUAUAUGGUUAAUGAGGAGGAUCUCUUGAGAGAGGUUAACUACUAA